This is a messenger RNA of Harpegnathos saltator (Jerdon's jumping ant), 2118 nucleotides long. It is a transcript of the gene SF1, whose product is annotated as splicing factor 1. The record is from RefSeq and is a predicted model, not a curated record. Gene Ontology annotation, biological process: regulation of mRNA splicing, via spliceosome. Bases 1 to 1854 code for a protein of 617 amino acids. The transcript has 9 exons. Lineage: Eukaryota; Metazoa; Arthropoda; Insecta; Hymenoptera; Formicidae. Gene Ontology annotation, cellular component: nucleus. Gene Ontology annotation, molecular function: zinc ion binding; mRNA binding.
AUGAAUCAGUCACGGAAUUUCACGUCGUUACUGAAUCCGAGUUAUCUGCAAAAUGCUCAGCAAAACCCGGCAAGUGUGAACGCGGCGGCAGCAGCCUCAGCCGCGGCAGCCGCCGCGGUAAGUGCCGCGAUCGCGAACGGCACACAGCCGAAUGUAAAUACGAACGUGAGCUCCACAACGCCGAAUCGUAAACGAGAAUCAGAGGAGGAUGGUAAACAAGAGAAAGAGUCAAAAGAGGAACGUAAGAAGAGAAGAAAGACUAGGUGGGGAGGUAGCGAACAUGACAAAACAUUUAUACCAGGGAUGCCUACAGUACUACCAACAAAUCUGACUCCUGAACAGGAGAAGGCUUAUCUCUUUCAGCUGCAGAUUGAGGAAAUCAGCAGGAAACUACGCACUGGAGACCUUGGAAUUCCACUUAACCCUGAGGAAAGAUCUCCAUCUCCAGAACCAAUCUACAGUAGUGAUGGUAAACGGUUAAACACAAGGGAAUAUCGUACGAGACGUAAAUUGGAGGAAGAACGUCACAAUCUUAUUCAGAAGAUUCUCAAGAUCAAUCCAGAUUUUAAGCCACCACCAGAUUAUAAACCACCGAUAAUACGAGUUCAUGAUAAAGUAAUGAUUCCUCAGGAAGAGCAUCCUGAUAUAAAUUUCGUAGGUUUACUUAUUGGACCACGGGGGAAUACCUUAAAAUCUAUGGAAAAAGAAACAGGUGCAAAAAUCAUAAUUCGUGGAAAGGGCUCCGUGAAAGAAGGUAAAGUUGGUAGAAAGGAUGGUCAACCUUUACCUGGUGAGGAUGAACCUUUGCAUGCGUACAUCACAGCGAAUAAUUUAGAUGCUGUAAAAAAGGCUGUGGAACGAAUACACGAGAUUAUUCGGCAAGGUGUGGAAGUGCCAGAAGGCCAAAAUGAUUUGCGACGUAAUCAGUUACGUGAGCUAGCCUUAUUAAAUGGAACUUUGCGUGAAAAUGACGGUCCACGUUGUACCAACUGCGGAGCUUCGGAUCACAAAUCCUGGCUGUGUCCAGAUAAACCGAAUGUGACAAACAAUAUAGUAUGUUCGAGUUGUGGAGGUGCGGGACACAUUGCUCGAGAUUGUAGAUCAAAAAGACCCGGUCAGGGAGGUCCAGCAGCUGCUGGAAUGGGAGGUAUGGGUCCAGGUGGUGAUAAAGCCAAGAUAGAUGAGGAGUAUAUGUCACUCAUGGCAGAGUUAGGAGAAGGACCGCCACCAGACAGAUCGAAAAGUGGACAGCCCAGACAGAAUCCGAAUCCUAAUUACCCCGGACUCUUCGAUAGACAACAACCGCCUCGAGCGUUGAUGGCAUCCCCAGCUCAUCCGCCCCCUCAGAUAAUGCAGGGUGGACCGAUGAUGCCACCGCCGGGUAUGGCACCACCACCAUGGAGCCAGGGUGACAAUAUGAACAAUAUGAACAUGCAAUGGCAACCACCAGUUAGUAUGCCACCACCGCCAGGUGUGAUGCAGCCGCCACCGCCACCACCUGGUUCUACCGCAGCACAACCCAACAUUCCACCAUUAAUGCCAUGGAUGGCUGGCAACAAUCAGCCGCCACCACCGGGCCAGAUGCCACCCACGCAAAUUCCACCGCCCGGCAUGGGUAUACCACCGUGGCAGCAAGGUCAACAAGGUCCUAUGCGACCACCGCCACCUGGAACAGCACCACCACCGGGAUUCCCAGGUUGGCAGCAUCAGCAGAUGGGAGGCUGGCCGCCAGCUGCUCCAGUACCGCCUCCGCCACAACAACAAACUCCUGCACCACCGGGUAUAGACCUCAACCUGAACACUUUGCCAACUUUGCUCGCGCAGCCACCGCCGCCGCCUCCACCCACUAGUUAGUCUUAAACUCAGCGAACCUUCCUGUGAAGUAUAAUCAGAACGAAGUUAACGGAAAUUAAUGAGGAACUAUUACAUCGCAGUCUUAAUUUAUAUGAUAGGUUUUGAUUAUUCUUUUCUUCAUACGUGACUUCGUGCUAACGACGUCGUUCUAAUAAUGUGCGACAUGUGAUUACUAAAUUUUCGACGAAUUUAUGGAGAUAUAGGUGACUUAAUUGAUUGUAAGCAGAUAAAAUGAAUGAACGAGAUACAAAUCUUGGAAAAGAU